This is a messenger RNA of Porites evermanni, 840 nucleotides long. Lineage: Eukaryota; Metazoa; Cnidaria; Anthozoa; Scleractinia; Poritidae. The record is from the annotation of a GenBank genome assembly.
AUGGAUUCCUCGUAUCUCGUAGGUUGCCUUUUAAAUGCAUUUUUAUCCUACACCGCCACCAUGCUAAACAUUGCUACAAUCCAUGCCAUAAGAAAAACUCCGUCCUUCUCAAAAAAUUUAAAAACAUUACUCCUUAGUCUGGCUGUUUCUGAUCUUGGUGUUGGUUUAGUGGCGCAACCUUUGUAUGAGGCACGUCUUAUUGUGGAGUCACGGCUAAACAUUGAAACGUAUAAUGCCAUCUAUAUCGCGUACCUUAUCCCGGCAAGUUUAUUUCGUUUCGCUACGUUGUUUCUCGUUAUUGUUCUUUGUGCAGAGAGAUUUAUAGCCAUUCAAUAUUAUCUUAGAUAUCAAGAACUUGUGACACACAAGCGAGUUUUUGCUCUUGUCGUCUCAACUUGGGUAUUAAGCGGACUGUUUUCGUUGACGAGGCUGUGGAUCCCAAAGAGUAUUAUGUACGUGGGUUUUGGCAUUACAGGACUUGCAUGUAUUAUAGCUGCCACUUUCUUCAGUAUCAGAAUUUACUCGUCCGUGCGACUUCACGUGAACCAAAUACAAGUGCUGCAGCUACAACAUGCACCAAAGAAUGCUCAAAUGGUUAACGUUCGAAGGAUGCGAAAGUUUGCGAUGAUGUCAGUUUACGUUUGCCUCUUUUUGACGGUUUGCUAUCUGCCAAACAUUUGUACACUCUUUACUAUUGCCUUCACUUCUACACCAAGCAAUGGCAUAAAGCAUUUAAUGGUUUACAAUGUGACACUGGCGUUCCUUAAUUCGUCGCUUAAUCCUGUGAUCUACUGCUGGAAGAUGAAACACAUCCGACACACGAUCAUUGGCUUAAUAUGA